This is a messenger RNA of Pectinophora gossypiella (pink bollworm), 3266 nucleotides long. It is a transcript of the gene TBC1D23, whose product is annotated as TBC1 domain family member 23. NCBI's taxonomy places the organism in Eukaryota, Metazoa, Arthropoda, Insecta, Lepidoptera, Gelechiidae. The record is from RefSeq and is a predicted model, not a curated record. Gene Ontology annotation, cellular component: trans-Golgi network. The transcript is spliced from 3 exons. Gene Ontology annotation, biological process: retrograde transport, endosome to Golgi. Bases 193 to 2229 code for a protein of 678 amino acids.
CAUUGCGCUUGCAAGUUUAGCUUGCGUUUUUGACAUCAUCUUGGAACAUCUAGCCUUUUAAUCAAUGAGAAAAAUGGUUUUUCGAUAUAAAUUUUGCUAGUGGCAUAGUGCACUUUUAACUGCAAGUUACAAGCGAUCUACCUACUGUUCUGUUUAUCAAAGGAUAAAAAGUGAACCUCCAACAAUUUACCAAUGGCUGGUGAAGAAGACGAUAGCACCUGGUUGAUAGAGCUGGAGUCUGCUUUGUUGGAUGGAUGCACGGCACAAGAAAUCAACAGUUUGACAAAAGGCAAGAAAAUUCCUGAGAGCCUCCGUCCUGAUGUGUGGCUUCUAUGUCUUAGUUGUCAGGAAGCUGGUAAUCAAUUAUUACUAUUUGAUGAGAUAUUUGACUUGAUCAACCAAAAUGAAUUACGAGAUGAUGUCAAAAAGUUUGUAAAAAGACUUGGAAAUGAUGAUGAUGACAAACUAGCAGUUGUUUCUGAUAUUGAGUCUAUCAUCACAUUCUAUUGCAAAUCCAAGUCUGUCAGUUACUCUUCUAACAAUGGGUGGAUUGAGAUUUUGUUACCUUUGUUAAGCUUAAAAUUGCCAAGGUCAGAUACUUACAAUCUGUUUGAAAAAAUUAUAAAGCUCUACAUUCCAAAAGGCUGCACAAAGAAUGGUGUGCCCUUUCACAUAUUGAGGCUGAUACUUCAAUACCAUGACCCUGAGUUGUGUUCAUUCUUGGACACAAAGCGAAUAACUCCAGAACAGUACUGCUUGCCAUGGCUGCGGUCCCUGUUUGCAGGAACCUGCAGUUUAGAUGUAGUUCUUUUUAUGUGGGAUUUAUACUUUCAAAGAUCUGACCCCUUCUUUAUAUUUUUCCUUUGCCUUAUAAUGGUGAUCAAUGCUCGAGAACAGCUAUUACAAAUGAAAAAUGAAGAUAAAAGUACUAUAAUUGAAGUAUUAAGCAAUAUGCCAGCUGACUUGGAGGCCAAUGAUGUAUCAGACUUCUGUUCUUUGGCACAUUACUAUUCAUUGAAAACCCCAGUGUCUUUUAGAGAAGAUGUUUUAGAAGUGUUAUUUUCUGAAAGUGGCUUAGAAAUAAAUUCUAAGUUGUAUUCCCAAGCCUUAUGUCUUCCUGUAGCCGUGCAUGAAUUGAUCGAAAGUGCCACAGUUGAUGUUUCAGAUGUGGAUAGUGUGAAAUUUUUCUUGGUUGACUGCCGACCUGCAGAACAGUAUAAUGCUGGCCAUUUGUCAACUGCUUUCCACCUUGAUUGCAAUUUAAUGUUGCAAGAGCCGAAUGCCUUCAACACGGCUGUUCAAGGCCUACUGAAUGCUCAACGCCAGGCUCUGGCGGCCGGCUCACUCGCGGCCGGAGAACAUUUGUGUUUUGUUGGUUCUGGCCGAACAGAGGAAGAUAGCUAUGCACAUAUGGUUGUAGCUUCUUUUUUAAAACGUAAUACGAAACACGUCUCCAUGCUCGACGGAGGCUUCGUAGCCAUCCAUGAUUAUUUUGGGCCGCACAUGACUGAUUGUCUAGAGGAACAUAAUUCAUCUACUUGUUUAGUUUGUGCUCCCAAUAACAAUAAUGAUGGAAUGGAAUUACACCAAUCGAAAGCUAGGGACAAUGUUCCAGCCAUACAACUUUUCAGUAAGCUGUCAACAGCUAUGAAAGCAAAAAGCCAAGAAGUGAAAGGAAAAUUGAUAGAAUAUAUCGUUAAUCCCAAUUCUACCGUAAACAAUGGCGAGUGGCAUGUCUCUGCAGGCGACAGAAAAGAGCAAAGAUACAGAAAUGUUCCGCCAGUGUUUAGUAUCAAUGACGAAGACGACGACGCGCGGUCUGAUGGUCGCCGCGAUAUUACCGAUUCAGAACCGCUAGAAGAAAUAGUCGAGAUAACUUCAUUCCUUAGAGAGCGUAAUGUGAUCGACAGUUUCCAGUGUCAAGAGGUAUUAUUGAAUGGGUACAUGCACGAUUCUCAUCUCAUAGUCACAGAGACGCAUUUAGUAGUUUUACGCGACAUUCCAAACAAGAGAGGCUAUGCGCAAGUGAUGUCCCGAAGGCCUCUGUCUACCAUAGUUAAGAUUACAGCUAAGAAGAGACAUCCAGAAUUAAUUACGUUUAAAUACGGUGUACCAGAUGGUGAUAAUUUAUUGAUUAAAGAUAUGGAUCGCUUCUUGAUUCCUAACGCUUCCGUAGCGACGAAAGUAGUUUCAAAUCAAAUAGUUCAGCAGCUAGAUACUAAAGCGUAAACAUUUAACAAGUGAUAAGUAGUUUAUGCAAUUGAAUUAGUUUAAAGAAUUUUGGCUAUGCUGUCAGGACUGCCGGGGCAGUGUCUCUCCAUAAUGUUCAAUUGUUUGUUAUCGAGUCCAAUAAGGUAUAGUUUGAUUGGUUUUCCAUUUAUAUAAUAUAUUCACGUGAAGCACGUCCCUUGCCCGCCUUUUCAGCAGGCUCUGCAUGGCAACUACGUCGUCGCGAAAAUAGACGCAGCGAAUACUAUCUACGUGGAUAGACGGCAAAGUCCUCGAUAUAAUUCUGGCCGCGCGCGGCGCGAUUUCCGUGCCGCGAGGGCAGGUGAAGACUGGGUUAAAAGCGAAUCAGUUUAUAAAAGUGGUUUGUUAAUUGGCUGAACAUAGAGAUGGAAUGCGUUCCGUACAAAAGGUCAUAUUUGCCUUAAAAACUUAACUUUAAUUAAAUUAAGUAUACCUAUUUAUAAUCAGUAUAUACUGAAGUAAGUAGGUGCUUACCUAAUAAUGUGUCAAGUAAGUUUUGGUCAGUUUGCCAGUGACUAAUUCGUGUUCCUAGUCGGAUAACAUUUCGCAUAAUUAUAUUUUGAAAUUAUGUUAACAGUAUUGAUAUUUUGUUAUGUAUUAUACCUAUUCCACCAGACCAGCACAAAAAAUAUUUUUUUUAGAGCACGUAAUGUUGUUACGAUUUACGCCAUAAUGUAUGGUUGGCUCGAAUCUUUACCUCAAGAUGUUGACCAUUAUAUUGUAAGACAGGUAUUUGUCAUAGUGCAGAAACUAUCUUUCUUGGCCUGACUAAUUAAUUACAUACACAUAGUGAUAAGUCAUUUCAAAUACUGAUUGAGUACCUAUGUCGUUUUUGAGAGUCUAAAUAAAUCUAGAUGUGAUUGCUAGUUGUAAGAUAUCUUUAAACAUUGACUUAUUAUCACCAUUACUUCUUCAUUUUUAAAAAUGCACAUAAAUUAAUAGUACAUAAAUGAUUAUAUUGAUUUUAAAUUAUAUUGUAGAUAUAUUAUUGAAAUUAAUAAAUAUAUUGAUGAAAG